This is a messenger RNA of Nicotiana attenuata, 2491 nucleotides long. Its product is annotated as ectonucleotide pyrophosphatase/phosphodiesterase family member 1-like. Gene Ontology annotation, cellular component: vacuole. The record is from RefSeq and is a predicted model, not a curated record. Bases 517 to 2007 code for a protein of 496 amino acids. The transcript has a single exon. NCBI's taxonomy places the organism in Eukaryota, Viridiplantae, Streptophyta, Magnoliopsida, Solanales, Solanaceae.
ACUGUAGUCUUGAUUUUCUAUAUUUCCCAACAAUAAUCUAAUCUUAACCUACCAGCUGCCAGACAUGAGAACCAUACAGUUGCACCAUUAUAAUGCAUUGACCUUUUCCUAUUCCAAAUCUUACUGCUUUUUCAUUCUUUUGACCUUUACAUCAACGUAAACUUAGCUAUCUUUCCUUUUCUCAAGGAAAAAUACGUAACUUAGACAUUUAAUUAUUAAAAAAGUUUUGUUUUCAAUUUGAAACACAAUUUAUAGAAAUCAAAAACAAAACCAUUAUGAUGCUAUCAGAGUUGGUCCGGAAACAAAGGAGAAGAAAAUUUUGGUUCUUGACCGGAGUCCGACAAUCGCCGGCGGAUUUCAAGGUAUAUAUAGUGACUACAGUUUGCACUUCAGAUACUGCGUUUACGCAUUGAACAACCUCCUCAUCAUCCAUCUUAGAUAACUGAUUCUCUCUUUAAAAAUCCGACUACACCUUUCAAUUCUUGCUGAAAGAUAGUACCUUUUUUUGUUAGUGGGAUGAUGAAUUCAGAUUCAAUCUCCCUCAUAGCAUCAAGCAACAACAAGCCAAUGGCAAUACCCACAAAGGAGGAGGAAGAAGAAGAACCACCAAUUUCCACCACUUCUUUGCUUUCUUUUGACACAGAUUCUUCUUCCCUGUCUACUCCUUCUAAACACCCUUUGACUACUCUAAUUUUCACAGCCCUAAUUCUUGUCACUUGUAUAGCUCUCUCUGCAGCCUUUGCCUUUGGUUUCCUCUUCUUUUCCUCCUCUUCACGUCCUUCUCUAUCCAUUUCUGAUGAUAUAUCAGUUAGGCCACUCAAGAAACUCAAACGUCCAGUUGUUCUCUUGGUUUCUUCAGAUGGGUUUCGCUUUGGAUAUCAGUACAAAACAGAUACCCCUAAUAUCAAUAGACUGAUCAAGAAUGGGACAGAAGCUGAAUUGGGUUUAAUACCUGUGUUUCCAACUUUGACUUUUCCUAAUCAUUAUGCUAUUGUUACUGGAUUGUACCCUGCUUAUCAUGGUAUUGUUAACAAUUAUUUUCUUGAUCCCAAUACUGGUGAAGCUUUUAGUAUGAAGAGUUAUGAUCCCAAGUGGUGGCUCGGUGAGCCGCUUUGGGAAACUGUGGUCAAUCACGGUCUUAAAGCUGCUACAUAUUUCUGGCCUGGCUCUGAGGUUAAUAAAGGAGGUUGGACUUGUCCUCAAUCUCUCUGUGUGAUAUAUAAUGGUUCUGUUCCAUUUGAAGAAAGAGUUGAUACAGUUUUGAACUACUUUGACUUGCCAAGUGAUGAAAUCCCGUCGUUUAUGACGCUCUAUUUCGGAGACCCUGAUCAUCAGGGUCACAAGGUUGGCCCAGAUGAUCCACAGAUCACUGAAGCCAUUACAAGAGUCGAUAGGAUGAUUGGGAGGUUGAUCCGGGGUUUAGAGGAAAGAGGGGUUUUUGAGGAUGUGAACAUCAUAAUGGUCGGCGAUCAUGGUAUGGUUGGCACUUGUGAUAAAAAGUUAAUCUUUUUAGAGGAUUUGGCUCAGUGGAUUGAAAUCCCAAAGGAUUGGAUACAGUCAUAUAGUCCAUUGUUUUCCAUUCGUCCACCACCAAGUUACUCCGCCAAGGAUGUGGUUACCAAGAUGAACAAGGGCUUAAAGUCAGGAAAGGUUGAGAACGGUCAGUAUUUGAAAGUGUAUCUGAAGGAGGAGCUGCCUGCUCGGCUUCAUUAUUCAGCUAGCGACCGAAUACCACCCAUCAUUGGGUUGAUUGAUGAAUCAUUUAAGGUCGAGCAGAAGAGCUCAAAAAGGAAAGAGUGUGGUGGAUCUCAUGGGUAUGACAAUGCAUUCUUCUCAAUGAGGAGCAUCUUCAUUGCACAUGGUCCUCAGUUUGCCAGGGGCCGUAAAGUCCCAUCUUUUGAGAACAUUCAGAUUUACAACCUGGUUACCACAAUCCUUAAUAUACAAGGAGCACCCAACAAUGGGACAACAUCAUUUCCAAAGACGAUUCUUUUACCCAGCCACUAAGACAUUUUUGAGAAAGCUAAUUACGGAUGUGAGAGAAUAUCAUCUGUUUUUGUAUGCCUCACUUAGCAAUUAAAAAGAAAGACUGUUAAAAGCUGAUGUAAGGUGAUGAACUACUUCUGAAUAGAACACAAAUUCAGGGAAGUAGGAACGAUUUUUUCUUCCUACGAAUCUUCGUUUACUUCAUUUUAAAACUUUCUUUUUGGGCAAUCUUGGUUCCCUACACAAACAAGGAUGUGUAUGCUCCAAGUUAUAUCAAUGGAAACUCAGACCCUACGAUAUGGAAAACGAAAGCCUUUGAAUUGAAGGGCAAUUUGAUUUUUUUCCUGUGUUCCUAUGGAGAUAUUGGCAUUACUAUGUGAAAAUGGUGUAUUACUGUUCAACUACUGCGAAAAGGCUUGACACACACCCCAUAAACAUAAAAGCAAAUUGCAUGUGAAGAAUUUCUGUGAACCAUAUUUUACGAGGAGAGCAAUCUACUUUGAUA